This is a messenger RNA of Nilaparvata lugens (brown planthopper), 775 nucleotides long. Its product is annotated as ER degradation-enhancing alpha-mannosidase-like protein 3. Gene Ontology annotation, cellular component: membrane; endoplasmic reticulum. Gene Ontology annotation, molecular function: calcium ion binding; mannosyl-oligosaccharide 1,2-alpha-mannosidase activity. The annotation marks the transcript as partial. Gene Ontology annotation, biological process: mannose trimming involved in glycoprotein ERAD pathway; endoplasmic reticulum mannose trimming; carbohydrate metabolic process. The transcript has 5 exons. The record is from RefSeq and is a predicted model, not a curated record. Lineage: Eukaryota; Metazoa; Arthropoda; Insecta; Hemiptera; Delphacidae.
UUUUUCGUUGACCCUGAUCGACACGCUGGAUACACUUGUGAUAUUGGGUGACAUCACUGAGUUCGAACACGCCGUUAAAUUAGUGACGUCAAGCGUAUCAUUUGACAACGAUGUCGUAGUCUCUGUCUUUGAAACCAACAUCCGAGUGUUAGGCGGUCUAUUGUCGGGCCACGUGUUAGCUGAAUACCUGCAGGCAAGGCAUGGAGUGAUGCGCUGGUAUGCCGGGGAGCUGCUCGAUCUAGCCAAGGAUCUCGGCUAUCGGCUGUUGCCAGCCUUCAACACCACUACCGGAAUACCACAUGCACGGAUCAAUCUGCGCCAUGGUUUGAAAACACAGAAGCUGGAGUGGUCUCGUGAAACGUGCACUGCUUGUGCUGGCACUAUGGUCCUGGAAAUGGCUGCUCUUUCUAGGCUCACUGGUGAACCCAUUUUUGAGGAGAAGGCUCAUCGCGCCAUGGACGAACUCUGGCGACUGCGACAUCGCAGUUCGGAUUUGAUGGGGACUGUACUCAAUGUACAGUCUGGUGCCUGGGUGAGGAGGGACUCUGGAGUUGGGGCUGGCAUCGAUUCCUACUACGAGUACUGUUUAAAGGCAUACAUUCUGUUGGGCGACUCGCGCUACCUGGGCCGAUUCCAGCGUCACUACUCGGCGGUGAUGAAGUACAUCUCACGGGGCCCCAUGCUGCUAGAUGUGCACAUGCAUCGGCCACACACCAACUCACGCAACUUCAUGGACGCACUGCUUGCGUUCUGGCCUGGUUUGCAGGUGGGUUAG